Messenger RNA from Mytilus trossulus (common blue mussel), 1346 nucleotides. RefSeq lists its product as uncharacterized. NCBI's taxonomy places the organism in Eukaryota, Metazoa, Mollusca, Bivalvia, Mytilida, Mytilidae. The record is from RefSeq and is a predicted model, not a curated record. The coding region runs from base 78 to 1346 and encodes 422 amino acids. The transcript is spliced from 3 exons.
CAUCUUUGGAACGCAAUUUAAUCUGAUCCCAAAGGCAAAGAUCGUACAACCGAACGAAGAAGAAAUUUCAAAGAAAAAUGGUCUCCCUGAUAGAAUUUUUAAAAGAAAGAAACAUUCCUGUAGACAAGAUAGAAGAAGAUAAGCUUGAUUGCCAAGUGAUAUUAUUAUUGUCUGAUGAUGAACUGGCAAAGUACAUCCCUAUCUAUGGGGACAGGAUAGCUGUGAAAGAUUUUUGUAAGAACCAGGGUGGUACAGGUUCAAAGUCCAAAAAAAAGAAGACACUAUUACAUAAGAUAAGAAAAAGACUCCAUCCAUCAUCAAAAAGAAACUUGUUUAAAACAAAAAAAGAUAUACCGGUAGAUGAAAGCUCAAGUGAUAGUGAUGACAAUCCUUCUACUUCCAAGAAUAUUGGAAAUGAUCAUGCAGCAAAAAGUGAAAGGCGUAUAGAACUUGGUUGGCUGAUGAAAGAAGGAGAUAGGAUGAAACAAGUUCGCGGGCCAACUGGAGGGGGGACGAGACAUCUUGUUGUUGAUAAAGAUACUCUAGUGAGUACCAUAAAAGAAACAGCUUUAACACUUUACUUUCCAGAAGGAAUAUCACCCAGGGGUAAGAUUGAAAAAUUUGUGGUUGACAUCAUGGACUUUAAACGCCAGUCAGCUAAUUUAGAUUUGUCUGUAGAGAAUAUUUAUGACCGAAGUAAAAUGAGGCUGUUACGGUUUUAUUUACUAACUGUACCUAAAGAAAGGGAUAACACUGAACAAGAAAAGAAUUCAACAACAAUGACCAAAGAAAAUGAAGAUCAAGAAAGUGUUUCACAGCUGUUGAGGUUAGAAAAUCAUGAAAAUAACAGUUCUCAUAAUUCUUAUAAUGAGCAUACCAGUUUGAACAUAUGCAGUGAUGAUGAAAUUCAGUUUGGACCUGUAUUGGCUGAUAUUGAUGAUAUCUAUGACUCCACAAUUCCUUUGAAUGAUAUCCACACUCAAUCUGACAGUCAGCCAGAGAAUAGUUAUAUCGCCAAUGAUCCUGGAAUAAUCACUAAUAGUCUUGGAAUAAUCGCCGAUGGUCCUGGAUUAAUAAAUAAUGAACAAUUAUUUCUUGAUCCGUUCCAUUCUGUGAAAAUUAGGGUUCAUAGAGGAAAUUUAAUGAUAGAAAUGAUGAAAAUAUUUUCAGAUCCAACAAUAAUGUAUGCUACAUUUUUUGAUGUCAGUAUGAUAUUGCCAACUGGAAAAGCAGAAGAAGGGGUAGGGGAAGGAAUUUUUAGAGAUUGCCUUACUGAAUUUUGGAAUGAGUUUAUGGACAAUUGUUGCAUUGAAAAUUCGGAAAUUCACAGAAAGUCCCUACAAUAA